AUGGAUACUAUUGUUUCAACGCCGGAGGAAACAGCCUCAGAUUUAGAAGAGGAUAUAAAAGUAAUAAGAAAUCCUUCCAAUAGUAGAAACAAUGAAUGUUUUACUUCACGGUCAACUUCUACUUCGGACAUACACCAACUUGAGGAAAAAAUGAGACGCAAGUUGCAGUUUUUCUUUAUGAAUCCGAUCGAGAAAUGGCGAGCGAAACGUAAAUUUCCAUACAAAUUUGUUGUGCAGGUGAUUAAAAUAGUAUUGGUAACACUCCAACUUUGCUUGUUUGCCCAUAACAGAUACAAUCAUGUAAAUUACACCUGGGACAAUCGUAUAAGUUUUUCUCAUUUGUUUUUACUUGGAUGGGACUCUACUCGCGAAAUAAAUGCCUAUCCACCUGGUGCGGGGCCCUUAGCUGUUUACAAACUUGAUGAGUUUUACAAUACCCUUGAUUUUGCAUAUAAUGGUUAUACAAAUAUAUCCAAUGCUAUUGGCCCAUAUUCAUAUGACAAUGAAGAUAACAAUAUGACAGAUCCUGUUUUUUGCCAAUACAAUUACAAAAAAGGUAUAAUCUAUGGAUAUAAUGAAAGUUAUGAAUUUAAUUCAGAGAUUGUUAGAAGUUGUAUAAAUUUUUCAAAUAAUGAAGGGCAGCUAUUUACUUCUAAACAAUAUUUGAAUGAUACAGGGUUGGACAUUAACUUUGCAGCAUUAGUGAGAGCAGAACUUAUGUUUUCUUUGAAGACAAUAAAUCUAAGAGCAGCUGGACCAAUUACACCACCUGAUUGUUAUCGUUUUGAUAUUGCUAUAAUAUUUGACAAUGAAGAUCAUGAUGGUCAAAUGUCCUUAACCCUGGAGGCUGAACCUUACAAACUUGCCUGCAAAGGUGAUCAAGCUUAUAUUACUGAUAACCAAAUUGACCAAAUUUUGAGAAGCAUUUUGAACAUAUUUGUGAUUAUUAUUUGUAGUGCAUCACUUAUGUUAUGCAGUAGAGCUAUUUAUCGUGCACAACUAUUAAGAGAAUUGACUAACCAAUUCUUUAUUAAAACAUAUGAUCGACCCUUAAGUUUGGAUGGCAGCUUAGAAUUUUUAAAUAUGUGGUACAUAAUGAUCAUUGUUAAUGAUAUCUUAAUCAUUAUGGGAUCCGCUAUCAAAGAACAAAUUGAACGAAAUCAAUAUACAAACGAUCAGUGGAAUGUUUGCUCAUUGUUUUUGGGAACAGGGAAUUUAUUAGUAUGGUUUGGUGUACUUCGAUAUCUAGGAUUCUUUAAAACAUAUAAUGUUGUUAUACUAACAUUGAAGAAGGCUGCUCCAAAAAUCUUUAGAUUUUCAUUUUGUGCUCUUCUUCUAUAUGCAGGCUUCAUGUUCUGUGGAUGGCUAAUACUAGGUCCGUACCAUAUGAAAUUCAGAUCACUUGCCACCACAUCUGAAUGUCUUUUUUCAUUAAUAAAUGGAGAUGACAUGUUUGCAACAUUCUCAAUCAUGUCCAAGAAAUCACCUAUGUUAUGGUGGUUCAGUAGGAUAUACUUGUAUUCAUUUAUAAGUUUGUACAUUUAUGUUGUACUCAGUUUAUUUAUUUCGGUUAUCAUGGAUGCAUAUGAUACAAUAAAACAAUAUUAUAAAGAAGGCUUUCCAAAGAGUGAUUUGCAGCAAUUUAUUGGUGAAGCAAGCGUUAAUGAAGUGUCCUCGGGCUUAUACAGAAGUCAGAGUUCAACGUCUUUGAAUGCUUUUAUGAAUUCCUUAUUUUGUUGCAAUGUGUAUCGAAGUGCUUAUUCAAAAAUAGGAAUAGGUAAUUCCACCUUUAAUUUGUUGUAA
Pieris macdunnoughi is the source of this 1803-nucleotide messenger RNA. The record is from the annotation of a GenBank genome assembly. NCBI's taxonomy places the organism in Eukaryota, Metazoa, Arthropoda, Insecta, Lepidoptera, Pieridae.